Messenger RNA from Nelumbo nucifera (sacred lotus), 1677 nucleotides. NCBI's taxonomy places the organism in Eukaryota, Viridiplantae, Streptophyta, Magnoliopsida, Proteales, Nelumbonaceae. The record is from RefSeq and is a predicted model, not a curated record.
GUAUGUUCCGAGACAGGGAGACGACCUUGCUUUUUUAAGGUUUUCUUACCCGAGCUCAGCUCUGAACGUCUGAAAAUCCCAUUGGCCUUUCUGAAACACAUGAAGGGUCAAGCAUCAGGAGCUGUUUGGUUAAAAGGUCCUAGUGGAAAUUCGUGGCACGCAAACUUGAUCAGCAAUCCAGAUGGUCUAUUUCUCGAAGAUGGUUGGAAAGCUUUUCUGAAAGACCACUUGAUCCAAGUUGGAGACUUCCUUGUUUUCAGAUACGAUGGUAAUCUCCAUUUCUCUGUGCAAGUAUUUGAUCGAAGUGCAUGCGAGAAAGAAGUUGCAUUUGAUGUCAAAUCCAACCUCGGCAAAGACAACAACUCCUUUGCAGAACGUGAGGAGAAGAAGAAGACAGGUGAAGAGAAGACAACAGACGUCCUGGGUGCCUCUUCACCGAGUCCCUUUGAAGCUGCUGCGCUGAAGAGAAAGAGAGUGGACGAUGACCCUCCUCAAGCCGCUCAAGAAAAUUUCGAGAGUAAAAACGACGAUGAAAACGCUUUUGAUAAGAGGUUCUGUGGAAGAAAAGAUGCAACUCGAACAAGUGAAAGAAAGGAAUCCGCUCCCUUGUCCAGUAAGAGAAAGGAAGGUGGUAGAGCACCGAGAAAUUCUAGUCGUUUGAUGUAUUUAUCUCAGACAAAUGCUUGUGAACAUGAACCAGACGAACGUCUUCCAUCUGAGAAACAAAGCAAACCUUCAAAACUUGGAAGGGAGAUGAUGAAGGGCAAAAAAUGGAAGGAGAUGGGGAUUUUACAUCGUCAAUGCUGUUUUUCAAGGAGGUUCACCACUGAAAAAGAACGAAAAGAACUUUUCAAGGCACUCAAGUCUUUUACCUCUGGAUUUCCUUAUUUUGCGAAAUUUAUGAAAUCAACCUAUGUAUGCAAGAAAGAUAGUCUGCUGAAUUCCAUCGUGUGUGCUUUGACCUUCCAGCCUGACCGGCACCUGAGACGGGCUCUGGAAGCCGAGAAGUCAUCCCGUGAAGCCCAUACUGAACCGAGGGCAGCACGGGGUCAGGUCCACCGCCUUCAGAACGACGCCUCAGCUCAUAAAAGCUUUAUUGAGGUGCUGUUGGCGGAGAAGAACGAGUUGGCCCGAGACAAGGAUAGAUUGAGGGCCGAAGUGAACAGUUUCAAGGUCAGUCAGGAAGCACUGAAGCUGGAGAUAGACAGUCUCAAGGCAGACCGGGACAGCCUCAGGGCGGAUCGGGAUAAACUUAGGGCAGACUGGGACGCCCUGAAGCUUGAGUUGCAGGGCCUUAAAAAGGCCAAAGGAAAGUUAGAGCAAGAGGUGGAGUACCUUCGAGCUGACAUCAAGGAGAAGACGGUGAUUUUUGAGGACGCCCUCGAGGAGACCAAAGUGCAGGCUGUCAUUGAUUAUGUCCAGUCGUCGAAGUUUGAUGAUGUGAUGACUGAGGCUUACUGCAAGGGCUUCAAGCUCAGCCGGUGGCUGAUCAGGCACCUCUACCCCAAUCUGGAUACCAGCGCCAUCACUACUUCCCGGAUCACUGAUGACGUAGUGCGUCAGUCGGCGAAUGAUCCAGAUUCUGAAGACGAAGGCGCUGAUAAUGAAGCAGAGGAUGCUGGUCCCGUUACUGCCCCCGAGGGAGUCCCUGGAAAAGACGACGAGCCUCCGAAAUAG